Messenger RNA from Blepharisma stoltei, 771 nucleotides. Lineage: Eukaryota; Ciliophora; Heterotrichea; Heterotrichida; Blepharismidae. The record is from the annotation of a GenBank genome assembly.
AUGAAAAAAUGGAGUUUAGUGAUAGGCGCGAGUAGAGGAAUUGGCAAAGCGGCUGCAUUGCAAUUGGCGAAAUCUUAUCCAAAUGAUAAAAUAUUAGCUGUGGCAAGAAAUUUUUCUGAAGCAACUUUAUCUGAAUUUUCAGGCUUAAACAUAAUUAUUAUGACUUUAGAUAUCGGAAAUAGUGAAAGUAUGACUUCUAUUAUCAAUCUUUUACAAAAUGCAGCAGUCAGAUUUGUUAUAUACGCUGCCGUGUCAUUAGGAUUUGAUUUUUAUAACUCAACCUCAGAAGAAUUUGACAGGACUAUGACAAUCAAUGCAAAAUUCCCUUAUUUCUUGUGCAAUUUACUUAUUCCGUAUUUUUUUGAAGACUCCAAGAUUUUAUUUUUUGUUUCUAAAGGCUGCCACAGCUAUUUAUUCAAUUCUCCUUUAUUCUGCAUUUCGAAGGCAGCUCUCUACAUGGUUACUCAAGUUCUUAAAAAAGAGCUUCAAGUUCCUGUUGGAACUUUGUUGUAAAAUUUAUUUAGUCCUGGAGUAGUCAAGACAGAGAUGCUGACUGAAGUUAAUGAGAGAAUUCCAGGAAAAGAGCUAAAUUAUGAUACUUCGUAAUUCAUAUGAAGACUUGAACCAGAGGUUGCUGCAAGAUUUAUUGAUUUUGUAUUAAGUGCGCAGGUCAGUGCAAAUGAAUUUUCUGCAGUGGAAUGAAGUAUUUAUGAUAGAUCUCAUCAUGAUAGAUGGCUUGCACCAGGAGAAACUAUAAUAGAAAAUGAAUAA